Molecule: messenger RNA, 900 nt
Organism: Saprolegnia diclina VS20
Lineage: Eukaryota; Oomycota; Saprolegniomycetes; Saprolegniales; Saprolegniaceae
Exons: 7
Coding region: 1-900 (299 amino acids)
Source: RefSeq, a predicted model, not a curated record
AUGACAACCCACCUGCGUGUGGCCGACGUGAACGACGUUCUGGACCGGCUCCGCCUCCAGUUCCACGCCAAGGGGACCCAGCAACUCUCGGACCUUGACGCCUACUGUGCCCGCAUGGACACUGCAAACGCUGGGACCCUGGGGCGCAAAGAGCUCGAGACGUGCCUCAACUACUUUGGCUUGUUUCCGACGACCCAAGAAAUCGGAGUGCUGGUCCGUAGCUUUGGAAGCACGUGCGGGUCGAGUUCGAACAUUCGCUGGCGCAACUUUGUGCUCGCGCUAAGCGGGGAGUUGUCCACCGCGCGCGAAGCGGCAUUGCGCCACGCCUUUGCGUCCGUGCCGAGUGGCAGCGUGGCCGACGUGGCGGCCGCCGGGCACUUUGACGACCACCCGCUCGCCGUGCGCGGCGUGCUGCGCGGCGACGACGUCCGUCACGCCUUUGUCGUCGGGCUCGCCAAAGCCCAGGUUGGCGACGAUGCGAACAAUGACGUGACGUGGCAAGCGUUCCGGACGUACUACGCCUCGGUGAGCCUCGCGUUUGCUUCCGACGACGAGUUUGUGGCGAUGCUGCGCGACGUGUGGCGUCCGUCGGCGCUCCACGUGGCGCUGCCCAGCGUCCUCUUUGGCAACAAGCGCAGCGUGCUGCUUGAAAAGCUCGGCCAGCGCACGCACAAAGAAGAGAACGAGCGCGAUGUCUUGCUGCGCGCAUUGCGCAAGCACGACGCAAGCGAAACCGGCUACGUGGCACCGCACGAGCUGCAGAGAGCCUGUGAAGUCCUCGGCCUUGUCGUGAGCCUCGACGAAGUGCAUGACACGUUUGCGGCCGGCACGCGGGAUGCGCGCGGGAAGCUCUCGAUCGCGUGGUUUGCCGACUUUAUCUGCGCCGACAGCAUUGCAUGA